ACAAAAUUUUUUUUCGCCUCCUUUUUAGCAGUUUUUUUGCCUUUUUUUAGCGUUUUCUUUUAACAUUUUUUUUUUUAACGUUCCUUAAAAAAAUUGUUUUUUUUGAAUGUAUUUUUUAUUUGUUGCCGCCAUUUAACUUCAAUUUUGAAGAGUUUCCUGAAACUGAGAAGUCACUUUUCAAGGAAAGGAAGAACUGCGCCUUUCUAAAUAAAGAAAAAAAAAAAGCGAUCAUCUGCAGUUGCGAAUUGCGAAGUUAACCUUUUUUGUUAAGCGAACAAAACGGGAAACUCGUAUUCUGCGGUAGAGGCCACACGGCAUACUCAUCUCUGAGAAAGGAAAAAAAAAAAAAAAUUAUUUUACUUUUUCGCGUGAGCGAUACGGAAGAAGGAAACCCAUUGUAACCAUGGCGGAUAGGUACGAGGAAGAGAAAAAAGAUGCUGGGAAGAAUAUGAUGAGCUUGAGGAAGAAGAAGCUGAUGAAGUACCUCCAGAUGAAGGAGAAGAAUCAGAAAAAGAUGAAGGCACAGAAACUGAUCAACAAGAAGAAGCGAACCGAACUGCGACUACGCACACUGCGCUACGAGAAGGAGUACGAAGAGGAACGGAAGAAAAUCGUGCAACUUAAAAGAGAGGCAAGGAAAAACAACUGCUUCUACAGAGAGGCGGAAAAGAAAGUCGUUUUUGUGAUCAGACUAAAGGGAGUGAAUAAACUGUCCCCAAAGGUGCGAAGCGUCUUUCGUCUUCUAAGGUUGCUUCAAAUACAUAACGGAGUUUUCGUGAAGGUGAACAAGGCCACCAAGGAAAUGCUAAAAAUUGUGGAACCAUUCGUUACCUAUGGAUACCCAACCAUUUCUACCAUAAGGAAGUUAGUUUACAAAAGAGGUUACAUUAAAGUCGGAAAAGUGAGAAGAUAUGCCAGGAAAAAAAUUCAGGACAACAAUGAGAUUUCGAAGCACCUGGGUAAGUAUAAUGUGCAUGGAGUUGAAGACAUGAUUUACCAACUUUACACUUGCGGGCCCGCUUUUAAAAAAGUGAAUAAUUUUCUGUGGGCCUUUAAGCUGAAGCCCCCCAAGAAGGGAUUCAAGGCCAAGCGACACGCCUUCAAUGAGCCCAGACCAGGUGAUUGGGGAAACAGGGAAAGCCACAUAAAUGAGUUAAUCAAGCGAAUGAUCUAA
Plasmodium coatneyi is the source of this 1174-nucleotide messenger RNA. Its product is annotated as 60S ribosomal protein L7. Gene Ontology annotation, cellular component: cytosolic large ribosomal subunit. Bases 404 to 1174 code for a protein of 256 amino acids. The record is from RefSeq and is a predicted model, not a curated record. Gene Ontology annotation, biological process: maturation of LSU-rRNA from tricistronic rRNA transcript (SSU-rRNA, 5.8S rRNA, LSU-rRNA). NCBI's taxonomy places the organism in Eukaryota, Apicomplexa, Aconoidasida, Haemosporida, Plasmodiidae. The transcript has 3 exons. Gene Ontology annotation, molecular function: RNA binding; structural constituent of ribosome.